Messenger RNA from Neltuma alba, 2091 nucleotides. RefSeq names its product transcription factor bHLH130. NCBI's taxonomy places the organism in Eukaryota, Viridiplantae, Streptophyta, Magnoliopsida, Fabales, Fabaceae. Gene Ontology annotation, cellular component: nucleus. Bases 597 to 1751 code for a protein of 384 amino acids. Gene Ontology annotation, biological process: regulation of transcription by RNA polymerase II. Gene Ontology annotation, molecular function: RNA polymerase II cis-regulatory region sequence-specific DNA binding; protein dimerization activity; DNA-binding transcription factor activity, RNA polymerase II-specific. The record is from RefSeq and is a predicted model, not a curated record. The transcript is spliced from 6 exons.
UAUAACUAUACUGCUAUUAAUUUAAGUGGCGAGGGUAGUUCGGGACCUGUAAAAUUAAAUGGAUGAAAGACACACGGGACGCCGAGUGAUGCCUUCUCUGUACUUUAUUACUGGCUGGACUUGCCCUGGAACUGCAAGAUAAAUAUUGCCUGUUUCCUUUUCUUCCUUCUCUGUUUCUCUCUUUCCCUCUCUCACUCACAAGAUCUUCCUUGCUUUCAAGACCAAAUCUGAAAGUUGUACUGAUCGUCUUUAUUUAUAUGUAGCUGCUUCCUUGUCCUUUUCACUGGAUCUCUCGUAUCUCUCCUCCCCGGCUCCCGCUUUCUGCCUCUGCUCUGUUUUGCUUUUAUUUAAUUUCCAUUGCUCUUUCAAUUUUGUCCUGCCCUGCUAGGGUUCUCUUCCAUUUCGGUUGCUUCCUUGGCAAGAUCUUAUCCCAACCCUGCUUAGGAACUAAGCUGAGAGGAAAAAAAUUCUGGGAUAAAGGCGGUCAAUCUUUUCCGUUGUGAUUCCCCCGGCUUUUGAUAUCGGCUCGACUUCGCCUGCUUGCCCCAAGCUAUAUAGUAGCAGGACGUAACGGAGUGAGGCUAGGGGAGCAUUUAAUGGAUUCCAAUUCCUUUCUCAAUUAUCAACACCAACGUCAGCCCAAUUCUGGGUUGCUUCGUUAUCGCUCUGCCCCGACUUCGGUUCUUGCAAAUUUCACUCAAUCCAUUGGUUCUGAUCUCAGUAAGGGCAAUAAUCUGUGGGAGACUCCUGAAUCUGAGAAAUUAAUCUCUAGAUUCGUAAAUAACGACGACCUGGAUUCGUCUACUUUCCAGGAAUUCGAAGCCAAGGCCCCUAAAGCACCCACCGAGGCAGCGCUUAACCAUAUGAACUCCUAUAAUGGUUUGCCUCCUCACUACCCAAGGCAGAAUUCCUCGGCCAGUUCUGCCAUGGAUAGUUCGUAUGGACUGGUGGAACCAUUGGGAAUGGAUCAUCAAGCGCAGCCGAAGAGCUUCACGCCGAAUCUUCUCAGGCAAAGCAGCUCCCCUGCCGGGCUUUUCUCCAACACUUCCUUUCCAAAUGGAUAUUCCACCGUUAAUGGUGUUGGAAGCUAUGGUGGGGCUAAUGGCAGUAACGGUGAGGGGAGCCCAUCCAUGAGCAGAUUGAAGAAUCAGUUUGGCUUCUUAUCAAGAAGGAAUUCUUCUUUAGGAGUGUUGUCACAGAUAUCUGAGAUAGAGGGUGAGAGCAUUGAAGCAACCAACCCUGACAAUGGGGGCUUGGGAUCUGUGAAUGGUUAUGGCCCUGGGUUUCCGUACAGUUCCUGGAAUGAUGCGUCCCAUCUCGGGGGCUUGAAAAGGGAGCCAAGUAACAGCGAAAAAUUAUUUUCUAAUGCUCAGAAUGGACCGCUAGGAAAUCGGGUUCACAUGUUAUCUCAUCACUUGAGUUUGCCAAAACCUUCAGCAGAUAUGGGUGCCAUGGAGAAGUUUCUUCAAUUGCCAGAUGCCGUUCCUUGUAAAAUCAGAGCAAAGCGAGGAUGUGCUACCCAUCCUCGAAGUAUUGCAGAAAGGGUAAGAAGAACUCGGAUCAGUGAACGAAUGAGAAAACUUCAAGAGCUGGUCCCAAACAUGGACAAGCAAACAAACACAGCAGACAUGUUGGACCUGGCUGUUGAGUACAUUAAAGAUCUCCAGAAACAAUUCAAGACUCUCAGUGAGAAAAAGGCAAACUGCAAAUGUAUGAGCACGCAGAAUGCAGAUUCAAAUCAUGUCGUUUGAGUUGCUGCUGGGUCAACGAGGGAUAAAGAUAGAGUCGUGGGUUAUAUCUUGCUCACAGAAAAUUAAGUAGGAAAUUGAUGCAUGAGAUACUUUUUAAUAUCUUUAUUGCACGCGAUGCGGAGUUCGCUGCCCUUCGCCACAAUAUUUAGGUUCUUUCAAGCUAACAUGGGCUUUCAAUUACAGAGUCAAUAAAGGAAAUAGUUAAUAUUUGUAAUUUUGUAUAGCAGAAUUGUAAUAAUGUAUUUCAUUCGAUAUUUAUUAUCUCAAAAAAAGAGUAAUUUACAAUCCUUUUUUUUGUCAAGAAAAUAUAUCUUUCGAAUAAAAAUAGACCCGUUUCUUC